Esox lucius (northern pike) is the source of this 4926-nucleotide messenger RNA. It is a transcript of the gene agbl5, whose product is annotated as ATP/GTP binding protein-like 5. The record is from RefSeq and is a predicted model, not a curated record. The transcript has 12 exons. Gene Ontology annotation, molecular function: metallocarboxypeptidase activity; zinc ion binding. Lineage: Eukaryota; Metazoa; Chordata; Actinopteri; Esociformes; Esocidae. Gene Ontology annotation, biological process: proteolysis; protein deglutamylation. Bases 132 to 2708 code for a protein of 858 amino acids.
GCUGCUAAGUGGGUUUGUUUGGGUUUAAAGAGCUGAGUGAUGAUCGAGAAGGACGCGAAAGCUCAAAAUGAACAUAUUACACAAAUAGGGCGUGUGAUUGGUGAGAGUUCAGGGGUUAAAGGUGAGCGGUCAUGGAGGUUCGUGUGGGCAGUGUAGUGUUCGGCUCAAGUUUUGAUUCUGGGAACCUGAGCCGUGUAGAGAAGGUAGACUCCCCCGCCUCUGACGCUGCCAGCCACGCCCCCACAACCCCUAGCAAUGCCCCCGACUACGAGUUCAAUGUGUGGACGCGCCCCGACUGUGCCGGGACAGAACAUGAGAACGGAAAUAGGUCCUGGUUCUACUUCAGUGUGUGUGGGGCGAUGCCAGGGCGGCUGCUGAAGAUCAAUGUGAUGAAUAUGAACAAGCAAAGUAAACUGUACAGUCAGGGGAUGGCCCCUCUCGUACGAACGGUUCCUGGUAGGACACGAUGGGAGAGAAUACGGGAUAGACCCACAUACCAGAUGGUGGACAAUCAAUUCAUCUUGUCAUUUACCCAUCGUCUGCUGGAGGUGAGAGGAGCGACCACCUUCUUCUCCUUCUGCUUUCCGUUCUCCUACAGCGAGGGCCAGGAGCUGUUGGCCCAGCUGGACCACAGCUACCCCGCCACAGACACUCUCACACCCAGUUGUGGGGAUACUGUGUACUACCACAGGGAGGUGUUGUGUCACUCUCUGGACGGUAACAGAGUUGACCUCCUGACGGUCACUAACUGUUACGGGAUGCAGGACGUCAGGGAGCCCCGUCUGGACAAACUGUUCCCCGAAACGGAGACCCCGCGACCUCACCGCUUCGCUGGAAAACGGGUGUUUUUUCUUAGUAGCCGUGUUCACCCAGGAGAGACUCCUUCGUCGUUUGUGUUUAAUGGUUUUCUGAGUUUCAUACUUCGCCGGGACGACCCCAGAGCUCACGCACUGCGCAGCAUGUUUGUCUUCAAACUCAUUCCUAUGUUAAACCCAGACGGGGUAGUCCGUGGUCACUACAGGACUGACAGUAGAGGAGUGAAUCUGAACAGACAGUAUCUGAACCCCAGUCCUGAACUCCACCCCUCCAUCUAUGCUGCCAAAACACUGCUUCUUUACCACCAUAGACAAAGCCACAGAGUGCACACACACUCCAACACACACUCCAACACACACUCCAACACACACUCCAGCCCACACUCCAACACAGAUCCGCCCCUCUGCACCAAACCCACCAAUCAGAGUCCAGCAUCCCCCCUCAGCCCUCUGGAACACAGCCUCAACCAACGAAAUGCAGAGAAAGACUCUAUCCCCGCCCGCUCAGAGAUUACUAUGGUUACAGAGGAGACCCCACGGGUAACUAUGGAGACCAGGAAGGGGGAGAAACAGGAGGAUGGGGGGUGCUGUGAAGAUGAGAAUGAUUGGCCGACUGUCUUGGAGAACACGCCAGAAUCUUUACCCAUGGAGCUGUCACUCACACUUGGGGACCCAAUCCCUGUGCAGGAAGGGGGAGUGGCAUACUAUGUGGAUCUGCAUGGCCACGCCUCCAAACGUGGAUGCUUCAUGUAUGGCAACAGCCUAUCAGAUGAAAACCUACAGGUGGAGAACAUGUUGUACCCUAAACUGAUAGCUCUGAACUCUGCCCAUUUUGACUUCCUGGGUUGUAACUUCUCUGAGAAGAACAUGUAUGCCCGCGACAAGAGAGACGGACAGAGCAAAGAGGGCAGUGGUCGCGUAGCCAUUCAUAAAGCUACAGGACUACUACACAGCUAUACACUGGAGUGUAACUACAACACAGGGAGGUCAGUGAACGCCGUCCCUCCUGCCUGCCAUGACAACGGACGAGCAUCACCCCCCCCUGCCCCCUCCUUCCCCCCGAAAUACACCCCUGAGAUAUUUGAACAGGUUGGGCGUGCGGUUGCCAUAGCAGCCCUGGACAUGGCUGACUGUAACCCCUGGCCCCGCCUCAUCCUGUCAGAACACAGCAGCCUUAACAAUCUCCGUGCCUGGACUCUCAAACACAUCCGCAACAGUAAAGGCCUCAACACACAUGCUAACACACACGCCAACACAAACACCAACGCGCACAACCAGCCACGCUUACACAGGAACGGCAGCAAGGCAUCUCCACCCAAGAACUUUAGCACGCCUAUGUCCAGCUCUGCCUCAGAUACGGCUCUGAGUGGUGUUCACUGUGACGGCCCCAGCAGGCCGAUGCCCUCCUCUCAGAUACCCACCUCCCCCAGCUUCACCUUCGGAUGCACACACACACACUCACGUGCACACAACAACACACGUGCACACAACAACACACACAGCACCCGUGGAGGUAGCAAGGCACUCGGACCAGUCAGAGACACUAAUCCUCAGGAGAGGAGACGCCCCUCCCACCACCACCACCACCACCGCACUGUCCUCCGGGCGUCUCCUAGCAACAGCCACCCCCCCGGCCCGAACCGCCCUCCACCAUCCCCCACCUCCUCUUCCUCCUCCUCGUCCUCCUCAGUGGCGUCCUGUCCUCUCUCAGGUCUGUACUCCCUUCAGACGCCCAGCCUCUCCACCCUGCUGCCCUCCCUGCCCUGCCUGCACCGACCUGGGCUGCUCUCCAAACUGAGCCCCUUGCUCCCGUCCGGCCUAACCUCAUCGCUAGCCUCCCUCAUCUCAGACAAAAGUACCCCUGCAGCACAGACUGGGCCCAACUCAUACUGAGACACACACUCUCCCAAACUUAUCUGAAGUGAGAGGUUGUAUUUCGUUUUUCUAAUAAAGACAGUGAAGCUGUGUGUGGACGAGUCUGUGUGCGUUUCCCCUUCUUGGGUCUUUGAAAUAUAUGUGUAUAUAUUUCCUCUUUAUUGUAUGUGCAUUUCUUUCUGUAUGUAAUUUUCUGUCUCCUUAUUCUCUGUAUUUUUAGGCUUUUAACAAUUUCUCUCAGAUUCCUCUCACCUCAUCCUAUUAUCUUUGGUUGAUUCCUCCAACCUCACCUGAUAGUCAUGGUUUGUUGGGAUGCUUUACGAAUCUCUGAAAUAUCAGGCCUUCGAGUCUGAAGUCCAAGAUGGACUUGAUGACAGCUAUGUUUUGUCACUGACCUUUCAUUAUUCCAACCAAAAUAUGGUAAAAGCAGACAUUUACAACUAUGUGAGAAUGUGGCAGGUUAUGAAGCCACUCCAGCUCAACACACUCCCAGCUAAAGUAUGACUGGUUGGCCUAGAUAGCAAAGUGAGUCAUGGGAAAGUAAUGUACCUUGUUGGUCCAUUUAAUCUAGCUUUCAGGUGCAUUAUCAACCUUCAGAAAUACAGCUCCCUGAGGCACAGAAUAUUAGCUGGUAAAAUGGGAAAAUUAUUACACAUUAGACAAUGGAAAAAGGUGCUAAACCCUGGUCUUGCGUAUUCUUCACAAUCCAGAGCCAAAAGCCAAAACACUUGUGUGCUUUUGGCCAACAUGAACUAAAACACGCCAAAAUGUAAAAUAACAGACACUCAUCAGCUACAGUUUGGUUUAGUAUUCAGUUACAUUCUAGCUUACUAAAAACGUUAGUAUGCUAGAAUGUAAUUGUUCACAUUUCAAAAACCUACAUAUUCCUAAAGUGUUUACCAAAUGGCAGCUAACAAAUUCCAGAAGAGGCAUCCAAAUGUACCAUUUAUUCCUGCCUCCUUGUGUCUCUGACUCUUCCCACUGUAAGCAUACCAAAGAUGGAGGAUACAUAAUGGAGAUAGUUGGCUUGCUGUUGACCACUAAGAAGAAAAAAAAAGAUGAGCAGGCAUCUCUGCUUCUUUUCCAGGAUGGCACUGGACCACUAUUAUGACUGUAGUAGCAUUAUUAGUCACAUCAUAUUGUACUUUAGGCAUUAUGGAACGUUUCAGUAAAAAACUUAAUUAAGUCUAUAAUGGAAUAUCUUUCAGUGUCGUAUGUCUUAUGUGGAAUAUCCAACAGAAUGUGUUUCAGUAUAGUGUCCUACUCUAUUUAAUUAUAUUUUACCAUUAUUUAUACAGACAAAUCAUGCUGAGACUGGUAUCUGUUACAGUUGAGCCCUGUAAUACAGCAAUAAUGAUAAAAACAUUUAAAAUAUAAAAUGUUAAGUUCCUAGCUAACUAAAGUGUAUAUAAGACAAGGAUGAAGGUUGGAACACAAUGCUACAUAAUGUUUUUUAAAGAGAGAGGAUAAUCUAAGCAAAUUCUGAGGUAUCUAUAGGAAGGAGCCUGUUCUGGAACAGAACCAUCAAUUGAGCCAGGUUGAAAUCAUCCAGUUGUAGAUUUUAGUACCUUGAGAACGGCAUAUACAAGCCUCAGCCUGUGUUACUAAGAUUCAAUCAUCUUGGCAUUGUUGGGUUCUCCAAGUGGUCUGCCUGUGUAGAACAUCAUGCUAGUUCUGUACCAGGAGAGACACAUGCACACUCCCAACAUGUUUCCCAUAUUGUUUACACAUUAGCAGACAGCCUCUGUGUUGUUCUGGUGUGGUGUCCUAACUUCUAAUUCCACAUUGAUUGUGUAUCUGGUAUAUCUAUCUCUACGUUGCUGUUGUGGUAUAUCUACUUCUAAUUUGAUUUUCUGGUAUAUGUAUUUCUAUUUAGUGGUUCUCAUAAAUCUAUGUUGCUUUAGCUCCUCUCUUUGUGUGACCUCUAACCAAUGAAUAAAGGAGAAAACUACAGACUUGCGCCCUUCUCUGUUGUCUGUCUUUCUGUCUGUGAAAGUUUAAUAGAGAUACAUUUCUUUCAUCUUGUUACAAACACACACACACUGGAAGUAGAUGAUCUGUAAUUGGGUGAGAGAGCUAUCAUUUAGCUCAGUGAUGUAUACCUAUAAUUGUCAUGGUGACAGGGACAUUGUUCUCAGCCCGAUGGUGCCGCUCAGUCUUGCGUGUGUUUAUUUAAUGACCCGCGUGUUUCAUUCUCAUGAUGGUUUACUUCCUGGUUGUUUGUGACGCUCCACCC